UAAACGCUCAUCGAAGACAGCAAAGCCGUGCCCUAGACCUCUGCAACCGGUUGGCGGUGGUUGUGAUGGUUUACGUCCAACAUACGUCCCGGAUCGAAAGACGACUUGGAGGUUGCGCUGAAGUUUCGGCCAUCGAAGAUCCCAACUAGCCGCCGGGAGGCCGGUAAGCCGGCUUCACGUCGCAAGCCGGGAGUCGGCGCAAUGGAGGGUGUCGUCGCUGCGAUGUCAAGAAAGUACUCCUGGGCCAUCGGAGCUUUGUGUGUCAUUGGAAUGAUGCUGAUUGGACAGUCAACAGUGGAGGGUGCUAAGGGAGUCACUAUCCUGGACUGCAUCAGACAGGAGAUCCCGGCAACGGUUUCUCCAAAGUUCCAAGAGUGCGUAGACAACGUAACCAUUGGAAGCUUCUACAAAUUCAUGACCGGUUUGCAAUGCAUCCUGAGGCUCGCGAAUGCAAUUCGACCGGAUCGCUUUGUCGACACCGCGCUGCUGUUCUCGGCAGUUGGUGACUUCAAGGGUACCCGGUUCGAGCUUGCAGUCGACAAGUGCGCCUCGCCGCCCAUGCUGGCGAUCAAGUUUACCACCUGCCUUUUCACUCGCUUUCAGGAGGUUUGCAAGACUAGAGUGAAGAAACCAGGAUAGUCACUCCUGAAGAUCACUGCAGAGUGCACAGCGUUCGUCGUAGCGCACGCGCCUGAGAGGGAGAGGUUGGUGCGUGCAGCAGUCUACGCGACCUUCGUGAACCGCGGAGGUCCGCACGGCAGCCCUACGAGCACGUCGCACAGCACUGGAGACGCCUACACGUACAACGUGGAGGCACAGCACGCUAUCGUAUGCGUCGCUGCACGACAAACGCGAAACGCAUGCGCGUAAUGAUCACCUGGGCAAUCAUAUGACCAUAGAAUGUACCAAUAAGUAGCUUUAAAAUUUCCACUAAUUUUUGUUAUUAGCUUUUACCCGCAGGUUCCAGUGUGUUUUCGGGCAGCUAUCUUUUCGAAGCAUUGUCUGAUGUGUAGAACGGUUUUCAUGCGCAUGGUGCUUGUUAAUUUAUGGUUAUAUUGUAAAAACAAAAAAAAUCGUUUCAUCUUUUCACUGAUCGGCACGGCUUGUAGAAGGCACAUGUAGAUAUUUCUCCCCUUUUAGGACGUCUCUGUGUUUCGUUAAGGUGCAGAACAUAUAUGUCACUAAUUUGUGCCGAUGUUGACUGUGAGUGCAGGUGGAAGGGAAGCGUUGCAGAAGCGUUGAGCAGGCCGCACCUUCCAGGGGCGCGGAAUGUUGUUAAUUUCAAAUUGCAAUGUAAA
Messenger RNA from Dermacentor andersoni, 1298 nucleotides. RefSeq lists its product as uncharacterized. NCBI's taxonomy places the organism in Eukaryota, Metazoa, Arthropoda, Arachnida, Ixodida, Ixodidae. The record is from RefSeq and is a predicted model, not a curated record.